AUGCCCCCAGACUUCUGGGAGAGAAACCUGUGGUGCUGGGUGCUCCUUCUGGGGUUCACCAUUGGGAGUUCAGGAGAUGUACCUCCUAUCCCUCAGACAAAAUGUGCCGACUUCCAGAAUGCCAAUCUCCUCCGAGGCACCAAUCUCAAAGUCCAAUUUAUCCUCUUCACCCCUUCGGAUCCUAGUUGUGGACAACUAGUGGAAGAAAGUAGUGACAUCCAGAAUUCUGGGUUCAAUACCACUCUGGGCACCAAGCUAGUUAUCCAUGGAUUCAGAGCUUUAGGAACAAAGCCUUCCUGGAUCGAUAAGUUGAUUGGCGCCCUUUUGCGGGCAACAGAUGCUAAUGUGAUUGCCGUGGACUGGGUUUACGGCUCGACAGCUGCUUACUUCUCAGCUGUGGAAAAUGUGGUUAAGCUGGGACUCGAGAUCUCCAGUUUCCUCAACAAACUCCUGGAGCUGGGUGUGUCGGAGUCCUCCAUUCACAUCAUUGGUGUCAGCCUGGGGGCCCAUGUUGGAGGCAUGGUGGGACAUUUCCAUAAAGGCCAGUUGGGACGGAUCACAGGCCUGGACCCUGCUGGACCAGAGUACACCAGAGCCAGCCUGGAGGAACGUCUGGAUGCCAGGGAUGCCCUCUUCGUGGAAGCCAUCCACACCGACACUGACAAUUGGGGGAUUCGGAUUCCUGUAGGACAUGUGGAUUACUUUGUCAAUGGAGGCCAAGACCAACCUGGCUGUCCCGCUUUCAUUCAUGCAGGCUACAAUUAUGUGAUCUGUGAUCACAUGAGGGCUGUGCACCUCUAUAUCAGCGCCCUGGAGAAUUCCUGUCCGUUGAUGGCCUUUCCCUGUGACAACUACAAGGCCUUCCUUGCAGGGCACUGUCUGGAUUGUUUCAACCCUUUUCAGCUUUCCUGUCCAAGGAUUGGUCUGGUGGAACGAGGUGGUGUCCAGAUAGAGCCACUGCCCAAGGAAGUGAGAGUCUACCUGCUGACCGCUUCCAGGGCCCCAUACUGUGUGCAUCACAGCCUCGUGGAGUUUCACCUACAGGAGAAAAGACUAAAGGACACGAGCAUUAAGGUCACCUUCCUUAGUGGCAAUGUCUCCUCCUUGGUCAAGAUCACCAUACCUAGACAGCAGCUCCAGGGGAGAGCAGUCAUGGCUCACACCAGUCCUCUCUGCCAGACAAACCAAGUGAAACUCAAGUUUAAGGCCUCCAACCGGGUUUGGAAAAAAGACCAGACUGUCCUUGCUGGGAGGUUCUGCACCGCACCUUUGCCUGUCAAUGACAACAAAAAGAUGAUCUGCUUACCCGAGCCAGUGAAACUGCAAGCAGAUGUGACUGUUUCUCACGACGUGAACAUAACUUGUGUUUAGUACAAUCCUAGCAGGACACAUGUUCCUGAAUUUGGGAGGUUGUGGGUGAUUCAACUUUUUCUAGAUGAUUAGUACAAAGAAGGAAGACCAAAUUCUUGGUAAUUUCCUCCCCAUAAUUAGCCACCGUAGAAGGGAGAGAGAGUUCAUGUAACAGAGCUCUAUCUUCAUUGUUAGUUUGGAGAGCUUGACACAGAAUGCAUUUAUUCAUUUAGAACUGCAGUUUCUCCAUAUUCUUGGACAUCUGUACCUAGGAUUUAAUAGAAACAUAUACAAGGAAAAUGCCCCUCAAUAUUCAUUGAAUAUCUGGAUCAUUGUUUUAUUAGAAAGGAGUGCUAUUAUGUACAAAAAAUGUGAUGUGCAGUCUGUGGGACUAGAGAAAGCAGAUGUUGAAUUGUCUAUUAAAAUUGCAAUGAAAUGAAAUGCUUGGAACAUGGAGAGAGGGAGAUGCAGAAGAUGGCACCAUCCACCACCACUUUCCAUUGACUUCUCUGCAUAUGUAGAAGAUUUGGGGUGUCAGGGAGCUCUAUGGGGAGUACAGAUAGAUUUUGUUUGUUUGUUUUUGGAGCAGUGUUUCCCAAACUUUGAUCUUGAUAAAUAAUCUUAAUAUCAUCCACAGUCUGGUAAGAAACAGAUGAUAUGCUCGGGUUAAGUAAUUCGAGGAGAAUUCAAUCAAAGGACUCUUGAUUAGGGCGUGGGCAAGCCGGAAGUGAUAACAACGUUCACUGUUCCUGCCCUUAUUCUCUUCCAAGAGGCAAGUGGGAGACACAUGAGAGGCUGGAGCCACAGCAGAUGGAGGAGGCUUUAGUCAAGAGACACACAGUCACCAGGCAGCCUUCCUGCGGGGAGGAAGCCAGGAAAACAGAUUUUUCCAACCUCACGCUUUUUUGGUCCUCUUUUUCUUGUGAUGCUCCUGCUGAGUCACUCUAGCCAGAAGCCAGAGGCAAGAAGCACUUUGAUUUGGCUGGGAAUUGAGUGUGAUAGGGAGGCAUAGAGAGUGGAAGAUUAGGGUAGGCAAUCAGCGGAGGUAUAGCCCACAUCUUCAGAGGCACGAACUGCCUGGAUUUUCCCAUACUUCAUGGUUUUCUUUCCAUCUUUCAAUAAUCACCUACAUUUUAAAAGUUCAGUAGCAUUAACUGCCUCCAGAACUUGCUCAUUGUUUUGUCCCAACUUCUGUGACCGGCCACAAGAAAGACGGGAAGCAGAAAGGCUGAG
Condylura cristata (star-nosed mole) is the source of this 2583-nucleotide messenger RNA. It is a transcript of the gene PLA1A, whose product is annotated as phospholipase A1 member A. The record is from RefSeq and is a predicted model, not a curated record. Bases 1 to 1371 code for a protein of 456 amino acids. Lineage: Eukaryota; Metazoa; Chordata; Mammalia; Eulipotyphla; Talpidae. The transcript has 11 exons. Gene Ontology annotation, biological process: lipid metabolic process. Gene Ontology annotation, molecular function: carboxylic ester hydrolase activity; lipase activity.